GAAAGGAUUAGAUGAAGGAAUGAGUAGUCGUUUCAUGUUUGAUGUUCCAUCAGAUCUUUAAACUUUGAACGGGUCUGGCUCAUGAGAGGCAUGGCUGCUCCCGUGACGACAGAGGAGCAGAGAUUCUCCCUGCAGGAGGUUCUCGACACUUUCAAACUGUGUCUCUCUGAAAACAAGGAGGUUUACCUGGAACACUACUGUGCUGGAUGGAGAGGCCUGGUCAAGUUCCUGAACAGUUUGGGCACUGUGUUUGGCUUCAUCUCCAAAGACGCAGUCAACAAGAUCCAGAUCCUGGUCGGCCACAUGAAUGGAGAGAAUGGCUCUCACUACCUCACCGUCCAGUCCAUGGUCAGGUACGAGCUGGAGGGCGGACUGGUGGACUUGUCCAAGCGUGGCAGCCAUCCUGAGUCUGGCUGCCGGACACUGUUGCGGCUCCACAGGGCUCUGCGCUGGCUGGAGCUCUUCCUGGAGCGCCUGCGCACCAGCAGCGAGGACGACAAGACGUCAGUCAUGUGUGCAGAGGCCUACAACGAGUCCCUGGCCCAGCACCACAUGUGGGUGGUCAGUAAAGCCGCACGCAUGGCCUUCUGCAUGCUGCCGGCCCGCCAGGCAUUCUUCGAGGUGAUGAACGUGGGUCCGCCGGAGAAAGUGGUGGCCAUGCUGGGAGAAGCUCUGCCUCUGAUAUCAGAGGUCUAUCAGAUCACGGAGGACCUGUACGCGCAGAACAACCUGCUCAACCUUCCUUAGACCAGCACCAGGGCUUCCUGCUUGGUUCUGCUCUGACCUGAGUUGCGUGUCCAAAAAUGCUGCACUUUAACAGUCAUGGUGUCACUGCUGUCGUCGUCUACUCAAGGGUGCGCUUCACAUCAUCUGAGAAGGCUCGACCUGCAGGUCAGGCGCUUCCAUCGUCACACAAGAAUGAGGGGUGGGGGGGAUGGGAGGGUGUCCAUCGCACUUAAUUGACCAAUGGCAUGUAGCAAAUGGGUAUGACGUCAAAACAAAGCAGUUAUUUGAUCAGACAUAAUACUGGUCAAUCAUGUGGACCAAUCUGUGUCAGUUUCAGAGCCAAAGCCCAGGGGUAGUGUCAGAACCAUGAAGAUGCUGGUGGACUGCUGUAAACUAAUUAUAACCGUCUUUUUUUUUUUUCUUUCAACAUAUGUACUUAUUGAGUCCAAUAUGAUUUUGCAGGUGAUUCUAAUCUCUUCAGGAUGAUUUUAAAUACUCCACGAUGAUUGUGCCCUCCAUUUAUCGCAUGUAUUUCUGUUAUUCAAAUAAUGAAUGUAUUGUGGUAUAUUCAGGUCUGUCGCAUGAACAAUGUAGUGAAAUGUGUCUCUGAAGUAAAAUACUUGAAACUAAAGCACUUC
Synchiropus splendidus (mandarinfish) is the source of this 1364-nucleotide messenger RNA. It is a transcript of the gene cptp, whose product is annotated as ceramide-1-phosphate transfer protein. Gene Ontology annotation, biological process: ceramide transport; intermembrane lipid transfer. Bases 82 to 747 code for a protein of 221 amino acids. The transcript is spliced from 3 exons. The record is from RefSeq and is a predicted model, not a curated record. Lineage: Eukaryota; Metazoa; Chordata; Actinopteri; Syngnathiformes; Callionymidae. Gene Ontology annotation, molecular function: ceramide 1-phosphate binding; ceramide 1-phosphate transfer activity. Gene Ontology annotation, cellular component: membrane; cytosol; cytoplasm.